ACCAACCUGCCAGCUCCGGGGGAACGCGAGGCGGUGUGCCAGCAGGUCUUGAAAUCGCCAGGGAACUUCUCAGGCCGGGCGAGGAGGGGAGGCUUGGUGGACAGAAGGGCGAGCCGCGUGCCGGGUCUGGCACCGGCGACAAAUGGCUUCACCUAGAGGCCCAGGCGGCCCUGUGGCCUCUUCCUCAAAGUGAAAGUGAAAGAGGCGAAAGAACAGAAAAGCGUGUACAGGCGGUAGUCCAACAAAGGGCCUUUGGGGAGCCCCCUACCCCAGGGGACAGUGGAAGCGGAGAAGGGCAGAGUGGAGGGGCCUGCGAGCUGCCCCCAUGGGCGCGGAGGCCAGGUGGUGCCUGCUGCUCUGCCUGGUUCUGCUGGGGGCUGCUGACCUUGCAGAGAGGCAGUGGCGGGCAGUGGAUGUGGUCUUAGAUUGCUUCUUGGUGAAGGAUGGUGGGCACCAUAGUGCUUUUGCCAGCAAUGGGAACAUGGUGAAGGCCUUGCUUGUGCUGAGGCAGGUGCCAGUGCUGGAUGAUGGCUCCCUAGAAGGCUUUGCCGACUUCCAACUGGACACACUGUCCAAGGAUGACCCACCUGUUACUUUUGAGGCCUCAGCAAAGCUGAUACAGAUUCCCCAGGCCGAGGCCUUGCUCCAUGCUGACUGCAGUGAGGAGAAGGUGACCUGUGAGUUAUCCCACUAUGAUCUCCAAACCAAACAAGACGCCACUGCUGAGAGAGCAACCUGGUUCAUCACCAACGUGCAGGUGUCUGGCGGGGGACCUGGCGUCUCCAUGGUCCUGAAGACACUCGGGGAUGCUGAGAAUGGGGCUAUCUUGCACCCCACCCUAAACCUGCCCCUGAGCCCCCAAGGGACUGUGCAGACUUCAGUGGAGUUCCAGGUGACAACACAGACGCCGUCCCUGAAGGGCCUGCUGGGGUCCUCGACCUCCUUGCACUGCGGCUUCUCCAUGGCACCAGGCUUGGACCUCCUCAGCGUGGAGUGGCGGUGGCAGCACAAAGGCAGUGGCCAGGGGGUGUACCGCUGGGCCAUGGGACAGGGGCAGGCCAGGCGGGAAGGCGCUACCCUGGACGCUGAGCAGCUACUCGUGGCCGGGGAUGCUUCCCUCACCCUACCCAGCCUCACUGUGAAGGACGAGGGCUCCUACAUCUGCCUGGUCACCACCUCUAUGUACCAAGCUCAACAGAUCAUCCAGCUCAAUGUCCAAGCUUCUCCCAAAGUACGACUGAGCCAGGCAAGCAAUGCUCUGCCACCCACCCUCAUCUGCCAAGUCGUUGGCUAUUACCCCCUGGACAUGGCUGUGACAUGGACAAGAAAGGAGCAGGGUGGAGCCCCGGUCCAAGUCCCCAAGGCCUCCUUGUCCAGCCUCCGGCAGAGCCCCGCAGGCACCUAUAGCAUCUCCUCCUCCCUGACAGCAGAACCUGGCUCUUCAGGUGCCAGUUACACCUGCCAGGUCACCCACAUCUCCCUGGAGGAGCCCCUCAAGGCCAGCAUCUGGGUUGCCCCGCCAGAGCGGAGAGUGACUUUCAGUGCUUUUGGUGUCCUCAUUGCGAGCGCCCUCUUCGUUCUUACCCUGUGGUUCCUGGGGCUACACAGACGAUAAGCUACCUCCCCAGGGUCUGCCAAGGCUCUAUAGGACUCAGGGAAGCUGCUCUCCUGCCUCAGAGUGAAGAGAAAGAGUGGUCAAGUUCUCCCAGAAGGACUCUAAACCAGCACUCAGAAAGGCCCCCAGAAAAACAAGGAGCUUGGGCCUGCUUUCCUUCACUGUGCACCUUCACCGCCAAGGGAGCCGCGAGGAGGUGACAAGGCCACUGGAGAGCUGCAUGGCUGGGGGAGGUUAACACAGACCUGAGGGGCAGCGGCAGGAAAAGAAAUUAAGGGAGGCAUGCUUGAGGGCCGUGGGAAAGGGAUGGGCCACGGGCCACCUGCACAAACCUUGAACUCCAUCCAAAUAAAAACCCUGGUCCUCGAGGCAAAGCUGUUCCACUUUC
Talpa occidentalis (Iberian mole) is the source of this 2003-nucleotide messenger RNA. It is a transcript of the gene TAPBPL, whose product is annotated as TAP binding protein like. The coding region runs from base 326 to 1615 and encodes 429 amino acids. The record is from RefSeq and is a predicted model, not a curated record. NCBI's taxonomy places the organism in Eukaryota, Metazoa, Chordata, Mammalia, Eulipotyphla, Talpidae. The transcript is spliced from 7 exons.